Molecule: messenger RNA, 474 nt
Organism: Perkinsus marinus ATCC 50983
Lineage: Eukaryota; Perkinsozoa; Perkinsida; Perkinsidae
Exons: 1
Coding region: 1-474 (157 amino acids)
Source: RefSeq, a predicted model, not a curated record
AUGGUACCCGAUGCAGGAUCUGACGACGCUGUAUUCGCAAGUGCCGUAAUAGCACCUAUUGUAGGUGUGGACCUGGGGAUGGAGAUGCAACGUCUUUAUCUAGAGGUUGAAAAGAGGGAUGCCUUCAAUAAGAAGGUAUCAAUUAUGAGGGCGAAAUUGCAGCGUUGGGCUUCUAAAACGGGAAUUGUAGAUGUUGAAGAGAAAGCUAGGGUAAUCUAUGGGGCCGUUAUUGAUGCCGCUCAAGUUGAGGGCAUGAGUGGGGAAUGGAUUAAUUUUCUUGCGAAGCAUCUAGCGAAGCAAGUGAUAGUGUCUAUUCGAUCGCAAGGUAUCGAGUGGCCUAUUAAUCGCCACGAGGAUUUACAUAAUGCUUUGGAAUUAUUCUUGGUUGGCAAAACUGGUGAGAUGGGAAGUGGUGAUGGCUCUGGUGGUGGUGUUAAGGCCGGUGGUUCUAGGAAUGAUUAUAAAGUUAAAUAA